AUUUUAAAUAACCUGUGAUAUUGACAGUGGUGCUAGGUGGCUCGUCUUAAAAGUGUGUCUAGAACCUUCUUUGAUGAAAUCGGUUUUUAACAGAGGGUUUUUGAAUUAAAAAGAAAGAAAGAAAAACAGAGUUCGUUCUGACGUCAUGGGAAGUUCUGGUGACCCACCUCUCAUUUAACUGUUACACCAAGUCACAGUUUGAGUUUUCCCUGGGGAACGUCCCGCGUACACAGUCUCUCUUUGUGAAACAUACACUCUCCCUAUCAGGACAAAAAUGUCAGAGGUUUGAGUGGUUUAGCGCCAAGUCAUGUGUGUUUUUUGGCAGAGUAGAGGGUAAUGAGUUGAGUGAGCUGGGGUAGGUUUGGAGCUCCACCCACAGACCUGCAGAGAAACUAGCUGGAGAAAAAGAGAAGUUUUGUGGAGCAGAGAUGUUACGCUGUCGUGUGACUCUACUGGACGACACUCAAGCUGAGUGGGAGCUUGAGAAAAAUGCUGUCGGCCAGGAUCUGUUUGACAGGGUGUGCGAUCGUCUCAACUUGUUGGAGAGAGACUAUUUUGGCCUGGCCAUGUGGGAAUCCCCCAGCGCCAAGGCAUGGCUUGACGGUGCGAAACAGAUCCAUAAACAAACACAAGCUUCAGUUGCAGCGUUCACAUUUAAUGUGAAAUUUUAUCCUCCUGAUCCCGAUCAAUUGGCAGAAGACCUCACCAGAUACUUGCUGUGCCUGCAGCUGCGGAGGGACAUUGUGAAUGGUCGACUGUCCUGUCCAUCAGAAACUUUAGCAAUCCUGGGGUCAUACACUGUCCAGUCAGAGUUCGGUGACUAUGACCCUGAGCUCCAUGACAACAAUUAUCUCAACAAUAUCUGCCUGGCGCCAAGUCACACUCAAGAGCUCGAGGAGAAAGUCAUGAAACUCCACCGCACUUACAGGUCUAUGAGUCCUGCUCAAGCAGACAUACUCUUCCUGCAGUCAGCCAAAGAUCUCCCCCUCUAUGGAGUGGACCUGCAUCCAGCAAUGGAUGAGAAUGGUACAGAUGUGUUUGUUGGGUUGUGUCAUGAAGGACUGAUGGUUUAUACAGACGACACUAUAACAAACCGAAUCCCUUGGCCUCGCAUUGUCAAGAUCUCUUACAAACGCAAAAUCUUUCACCUAAGGAUCCGCCCGUCAGAGGAAGACUCUGAAACUGCUUUGGUUUUCACUCUGUCCAGUCACCGCGCCUGUAAACGCCUGUGGAAAACGUGUGGGGAACAUCACAGCUUCUUCAGGAACCGUCGCCAAGGAGACACAUCAGAGGGGUGCCUGAAUCUGAGUUCUAAGUUACGUUACCGUGGACGCACUCAUGACGAGUGCUUAGAAGCCAGUAGCAAUAUCAGCCGGUCUGCUCCCACUUUCACGCGCUCCGCCCUCGUCAGAGCAGCAAGAAGAAAAAUCCUCCCAGCUCUAAAUGUCAGAAGUCAAACUGAGCUUGAUGAUUGGUUCCAGAUAUUAAGCCCUGCCCAAUCAAAGGCCACAUCUGUCUCAGAUGAUGGCAAAGUAGAAGAAAUUGUCCUUCAGCCCUGGAAGAAGGUAGACAAUUGGUACAUGCUUUUGGAUAACGGCCAAUCUGGAUCUUACGUGACAUUCUUGGACACCCCACCCUUUUCUCCUCCAGGUAUUGUCAAGGAAAAACAAUGGAAAGAGAAAAUUACAGAGAGAACAACACAGGAGGUGAAAGUUGUAGAAAAAACACUCCAAGGCAUGGAAGUAAUAGAAGCAGAGUUUUUGGAGAAGCCAGAAGAUGGAGUGAUUAUAAAGAGAAGACUACAGAAAGUAGAGGUUACAGGGAGACCACAAGGAAAGGAGGUUCUAGAGGAGAAGCUGAGACGAAUGGAAAUUUCACAGGUUUUGCCAGAAAAGGAGGCCGUGGAAAAACUGCAGGAGUUAAUCGGAGAGACGAAGAAGGAGACGGAGGGUGUGGAGAUACAGCUCCAGGAAUUUGACGUCACCAGAGAAGUUCAGCAUGUAGAGAUUCGUCGAAAAGUCGAGAUUGUGGAAACAAGAAUACACGGCGUGGAAGCCACAGAAGAACCAAUGAGGGUGAAGGUUUUUGAAGAGAGACAAGAGCAGAUAGAGGUUCUAGAAGCGCCGUCAGACACCGACUAUGAAGAAAGCCUACAGAAAUUUGAAGUAAAUGAAGUUGAGACUACACAACAAGUUCCUCAGGAGCUUGAAAAUGCAGGCGAAAGGUUAGAGGAUAUAGAAAUUCGUGAAGUGAGAGUGUUGCAGGAAGAAAAGUCGGAGCAGAGACCGCAAAACAUGGAUCAACAGCAAGAGUGGGAGGAGGUAACACUACAAAAGGGUGAAGACGAUUGGUUCAUUCUUCUGGGGCAGAGCCCAUGUGUGCCUCCUGCUGCAGUGGUAGAGGAGGAGAGGAGUCUACAGCCUUGGGAGAAGGCACAAGAUGACUGGUUUGUGUUGCUGGAUGUUCCUCUCAGAGAAUCAGUUUCACCUCCAGCUGCUUCAGAAGAACAAAAAGAAGAGGAAGAGAUUUAUGAAGAAAAACGACUGGAAGUGGUGGAUUCAGAGGAAACCUCACAGGUACAAGAGUUUGUGGAAAUAAAACGAAAAGUUCCACAGGUACAAGAGUUUGUGGAAAUAAAACGAAAAGUUAGGAUCACAACAACAAGAGUAGAUGGAGCAGAGAUUCCAGAAGGCCCAGAGGAAGUGCAGCGGGUGGAGGAAAGACUACAGCAGCUGGAGGUUUCAGAAAUAUCUUCAGAAGUGGAGGGAGAAGGAGUAGUUAAGAGGGUGAAAGUUGAAGAGACAUGGAAGGAGGUGAAGGUUGAAGAGGAGAAACAAGAGGUGAUAUUCGAAGAAAGGAUUCAGGAGAAGGAAGAAUUGGAAACUGUAGAAAAAAGGCUACAGCUUGUUGAAACUAUUGAACAAAGGCUACAAGACGUUGUUGCAUUGGAAAUGGGAAUACAGGAAGUAGAAAGGCUGGAGGAAAAGCUACAAAAUCUACAGGCCGCAGUCGUGCGGCAAGACGUCGAAGAUGAUUGGUUCAUUCUUCUGAAUAAGAGCCCAUUGGCGCCCCCCGCUGCAAGUCCAGUUGAGUUUGAAGAAAAGCUAAAGCCUCAGGAGAUGAUGAGAGAAACAGAGAGAAGAAGAAUAGUAGUUGAGGAGAGAGGAGAACAGGAGCGAGAGGUGGUGGAGGAUGGAAGAGUGCAACCAACUGUAGUCGAGCAAAGAGUAACGCAACCACAGAGAGAGGAGGAGGAUGACUGGUUUAAACUUCUGGAAGUCUCUCCUAAAGAAACAGUUGCACGGAAAGGUUUAACAGAAUAUCCGGAUGUGAUCAGCUUCGUCUCCGUGGAAAAAACGACCAUGGUCAAAAAGAGAGUCGAGGAGAAGAUAAUAAGAGAGGAGGUCGACGACGGGGAGAAAGUGGAGGAGAGGAGACGACGGGAGGAACUGGAAAUUCAACUAUAUCCACAGGAGAUCAGAGAGGAGGCGACACUGGAGGAGAGGAGGACGGAGGAGAAGCGGGUGAGAGUGGUUGAGAGAAGAGAGGGAGAGGUUGAGGUGGACAGAGGAGUCCAGCAACCAGUCGCAGAGGAGCAGAGGGUACCACCACCUCAGAGAGAAGAGGAGGACGACUGGUCUCUACUGCUGGCUCUUCCUCCCAAAGAAACAGUGAUGCUGGAACCAGAGGUGUAUCCAGAGACCAGAGUCACAGUCAAAGAGAUUAUAAAAGAGACUGAAGAAGAGAGAGCAGAGGAGAGAGUGAGAAUAGAGGAAAAGAAGAUGGUGGAAGAGGGAGUGAGAGUGACCGUGACAGAAAAGAGAGUGAAAAUCAUAGAAAAUCCAGUUCAGAUUGAGGAGAAGAUCCCAGUGGGGCAGAGAGACAUUACUGAUGAUUGGUUUGUCCUUCUGAACCAAGUGCCAUUGGAAGACAGGACUGUCAAACCAGUGAUGCUGGAACCAGAGGUGUAUCCAGAGACCAGAGUCACAGUCAAAGAGAUUAUAAAAGGGGCUGAAGAAGAGAGAGCAGAGGAGAGAGUGAGAAUAGAGGAAAAGAAGAUGGUGGAAGAGGGAGUGAGAGUGACCGUGACGGAAAAGAGAGUGAAAAUCAUAGAAAAUCCCGUUCAGAUUGAGGAGAAGAUCCCAGUGGGCCAGAGAGACAUUACUGAUGAUUGGUUUGUCCUUCUGAACCAAGUGCCAUUGGAAGACAGGACUGUCAAACCAGUGAUGCUGGAACCAGAGGUGUAUCCAGAGACCAGAGUCACAGUCAAAGAGAUUAUAAAAGGGGCUGAAGAAGAGAGAGCAGAGGAGAGAGUGAGAAUAGAGGAAAAGAAGAUGGUGGAAGAGGGAGUGAGAGUGACCGUGACAGAAAAGAGAGUGAAAAUCAUAGAAAAUCCAGUUCAGAUUGAGGAGAAGAUCCUAGUGGGCCAGAGAGACAUUACUGAUGAUUGGUUUGUCCUUCUGAACCAAGUGCCAUUGGAAGACAGGACUGUCAAACCAGUGAUGCUGGAACCAGAGGUGUAUCCAGAGACCAGAGUCACAGUCAAAGAGAUUAUAAAAGAGACUGAAGAAGAGAGAGCAGAGGAGAGAGUGAGAAUAGAGGAAAAGAAGAUGGUGGAAGAGGGAGUGAGAGUGACCGUGACAGAAAAGAGAGUGAAAAUCAUAGAAAAUCCCGUUCAGAUUGAGGAGAAGAUCCCAGUGGGCCAGAGAGACAUUACUGAUGAUUGGUUUGUCCUUCUGAACCAAGUGCCAUUGGAAGACAGGACUGUCAAACCAGUGAUGCCGGAACCAGAGGUGUAUCCAGAGACCAGAGUCACAGUCAAAGAGAUUAUAAAAGAGACUGAAGAAGAGAGAGCAGAGGAGAGAGUGAGAAUAGAGGAAAAGAAGAUGGUGGAAGAGGGAGUGGGAGUGAGAGUGACCGUAACAGAAAAGAGAGUGAAAAUCAUAGAAAAUCCAGUUCAGAUUGAGGAGAAGAUCCCAGUGGGCCAGAGAGACAUUACUGAUGAUUGGUUUGUCCUUCUGAACCAAGUGCCAUUGGAAGACAGGACUGUCAAACCAGUGCCUCUACCAGAGCAAGUUCAGCUUUAUCCAGAAAAGAUCAGAGAGAAGAGGAGAGUGGAAGAGAGGAGAGAGGAGGAGAGGAGAGUGGAGGAGAGGAGAGUGGAGGAGAGGAGAGUGGAGGAGAGGAGAGAGGAGGAGAGGAGAGAGGAGGAGAGGAGGGUGAAAGGGGUUGAGAGAAGAGCAGAAGUCAUCAUAGUAGAAAGAAGAAUACAACAACCAAUUGAAGUGAAACAGAAAGUAAUACAGCAAAAGAGAGAAGAGGAAGAUGACUGGUUUGUGUUGUUUGACGUUUCUCCUAAAGAAACAGUUCGUCUCCCUGCUCCUGUCAUAUCUCCAGUGGCGGUGCCUCAGGUCCGCCCACCACCCCCAACCGACCAACCACUGACCUCCACACCCACCGCCCGCCCCGUCCCCCUCACUAAACCCACCUAUGAGGAGAAGAGGAAGGAAAUCAAGGUUGAAGUCAAGGUUGAACCCAAGGUUAAAGAAGAAGAAACAGUGAUAAUAAAAAAGAGGAAAACACAGAGGAUUGAGGGAGAAACCAUUUAUAUCAGACACAGCAUUUUAAUGUUGGAGGACUUUGACGUGACACAGGAGGUGAUAUUAAAGCAUCAUGCCAGUAUCAGCGAGCUGAAGAAACGUUUCAUGGAGGCUGUGCCUGAACCGGAGCCCAGCGAAUGGGACAAGCAUCUGUCCAUCUGCAGCCCCGGCCGUCGACUGCUCCACCCUCGCACCAACGGAGAUCUUUUCCACCUGGACUCGAUGGGAGAUCACUCGAUAUUAGCAGUGUGAGAGAGAUGACCCGCCGUCUCACUCCAGGGUCUCCGUCACUACGGCUCCCUACACCGUUUCUAUUAAUGUUUUA
Messenger RNA from Chanos chanos (milkfish), 5925 nucleotides. RefSeq names its product erythrocyte membrane protein band 4.1b (gene epb41b). Bases 429 to 5852 code for a protein of 1807 amino acids. The record is from RefSeq and is a predicted model, not a curated record. Gene Ontology annotation, biological process: actomyosin structure organization; cortical actin cytoskeleton organization. Gene Ontology annotation, cellular component: plasma membrane; cytoskeleton. Gene Ontology annotation, molecular function: cytoskeletal protein binding. The transcript has 29 exons. NCBI's taxonomy places the organism in Eukaryota, Metazoa, Chordata, Actinopteri, Gonorynchiformes, Chanidae.